Molecule: messenger RNA, 3074 nt
Organism: Candoia aspera
Lineage: Eukaryota; Metazoa; Chordata; Lepidosauria; Squamata; Candoiidae
Product: protein zyg-11 homolog B-like
Exons: 14
Coding region: 42-2333 (763 amino acids)
Cellular component (GO): Cul2-RING ubiquitin ligase complex
Molecular function (GO): protein binding
Source: RefSeq, a predicted model, not a curated record
UUCGCCUUCCGGUCUAGGGGAGUUGAUGCCGGUUCUUUGCAAUGGUGCGCUUCCUGCACAUCCAGAACCGGCAACGAGCCCCGCUCACCAUUUGUGGAGAUUGCCCGGCCGUGCAGGCAGAAGCUUCUCCAUAUUCUCUACUUGACAUCUGCUUGAAUGUCUUGGUUGCUGAUCUGGCAAAAUUCUGUACAGAAAGGCCUGAUGGGUCACUGUGCUUGAAAGAAUCUGAAAGGCUUCCUCAAGAAGUAGCUGAUCGAUUGCUGCAAACAAUGGCUUAUCGAGAGUUGUUAAAUGAUGGUACAGUGGGUAUUUUCCAAGGCAACCAAAUUCGUUUGAAGCAAGCUUGCAUCCGCAAAGCAAAAAUCUCAGCUCAGUCCUUCAAGAAGGCCUUCUGCCAUCAUAAGCUAGUAGAACUGGAUGCUGCAGGAAUGAAUGAAGCUGUUACCGUUGCAGAUGUUGUGAAUGGACUGGGAAGCAGUACAUGGAUCCAGAACAAUCUCCAGUGCCUUGUCUUGGACUCGUUAACCCUUUUUCCUACGAAUUCCUAUGAAAGAUGCUUUAGUCAGUUCCCCGGUCUUCGUUCUUUGAGCAUUACAAACGUGCUGUUCCGGGAUGAAGAUCUAGCAGAAGUUGCUACCCUGCCAAGAUUAGAAAGCUUGGAUAUAUCCAACACUUCUAUUACAAACAUAUCUGCACUCCUUGCCUGCAGGAAUCAUCUGAAAUCUCUAACUAUGUACAGUUUGAAAUGUUUGAAAAUGCCUACCACAAAAUUCUUAGAUGUAAUAAGAGGACUGAAGUAUCUGGUUCACCUUGAUAUCUCAGACGAGCAGCAUUCUGUAUCUGAUAUUGGCUUUUGUUUGCUAGGGCAAAAAGACAUUCUGCCCAAUCUUGUAUCACUGGACAUUUCGGGGAGGAAAUAUAUUACUGAUGAAGCCAUAGAAGCGUUCGUCAGACAGCGGCCGAGAAUGCGGUUUAUAGGUUUAUUAGGUACAGAAGCUGGAUACACAGAGUUCCUUUCAGGACAGGGAAAUUUGAAGGUAUCAGGGGGAGAAAAUGAAAUGCAGAUUUCAGAAGCUCUCAAACGCUACAAUGAAAGGGCAACAUUUGUGAAGGAGGCCUUUUUUCAUCUUUUUACGCAAACCUGUUUUAUGAAAAUUACAAAGCCUGAAAUUUUAAAGCUUGUGAUUAUUGGAAUGAGGAAUCACCCUUUAGAUUUGGCAGUGCAGUUGACCGCUAGUGCCUGCGUCCUUAAUUUAACUAGGCAAGGCCUAGCAGCAAGUAUGCCUGUUCGCCUGCUCUCCAGUGUCAUUCAGUUGCUCCUGAAAGCCAUGGAAACAUUUCCUGAACAACAGCAGCUCCAGAAGAAUUGCCUUCUUUCAUUAUCUAGUGUCAGGAUCCUCCAAGAUGUUCCAUUUAAUAGGUUUGCGGCUGCCAAAUUUGUUAUUCAGUGGCUUUGUAAUCAGGAAAAUCAACAUAUACAAAGAAUUGCAGUUAAUAUAAUCUCUAUCCUGGCACUUAAGCUUUCAGAUGAGCAAGCAGCACAACUUUCUGCAGAAUUCUACAUUGUUGUUGGGAAACUGCUUGAAAUAGUUGAACAAAAAACAAAUCAGAAUGAAUUAGAUACAACUUUCCAUUUUACACUUAGUGCACUUUGGAAUCUCACAGAUGAAGCUCCAACUACAUGUGCACACUUCAUGGACAACAGAGGACUGGAACUUUUCCUGCAAGUUUUAGAGAUUUUUUCUUCUGAUUCAUCUAUACAACACAAAGCUCUUGGCUUGCUGAACAAUGUGGCAGAGGUGAGAGAGCUGCAUCCCAAGCUAAUGCAGAAGGACUUCGUGGAUCAUGUCAGUGAACUUCUGAACAGUGCUGAGAUGGAAGUCAGCUAUUUUGCAGCUGGAAUUAUUGCCAAUUUGCUAUCUAGAGGUGAACAAGCCUGGACAUUGAGUCAAACACAGAGAAGAUCCCUUAUUGAAAAGCUGCAUUCAGCCCUUUUGAAGUGGCCAACACCAGAGUGCAAGAUGGUAGCACUGCCUGCCUAUAGAUCCCUCAAGCCAUUUUACCCACUGCUUGACUGCUUUGCAUUACCUGGAGUACAGAUCUGGGCUGCAUGGGCUAUUCUGCACAUCUGCUGUAAAACCCCUGCCAGAUACUGUGCAAUGUUAAUAGAAGAGAACGGACUACAGCACUUAUAUAAUAUCAAAGAAAGUAACCAGAGUGAUCUUGAUGUCCAGUAUCUAACAACCGAGAUAUUAAGUUAUGUGGAGACUCAUGUGAAGUAUUAUGGGAAGCCUAAACAUCUAAAGGAGCUACAAGCCAAAUCAAAUGGAUAACUGAGGGCAUAUCUGUAUUUCUGCUGUACACUGUUGACAGGCUAUGCUGGUGUUCCCUUUCACAGUCCUUUUAAUCAAGAUGGCCCUUCUUGUAUUGUUUGCAAGUCAUCUGUAAGUGGUCUUAACUUAUGGCUCCUUGUAUUUUGACAGAUGGAGCAGGGUACCAACUCUAAAGAAAACUGCGUAAUAGUUUAACAUGCAGGGCUUGAAAAAAGACUGUUGCUUUCAAGGUGCCAGUUUUCAUAGAGGUAGUUGGGAUGUCCAAGGCUGUGCAAAUGGAGGCUUUGAAAUAACUUUUCUUGCUAGGAAUCUCUUUAUUUUACUGACCAUUCCCCAUCAGUAGUAGAAUUGGUAUUGCUAAUUGCUGAGACAAAAUAGGAACAGCUUAAUGUUAUUGAUUAAGGAAAAAUUCUUUUAAAAUUGUCAAUUGUAGGGGGCAAGUUCUGGAUAAGGAAACAUGGGCUUGUUUCUAUUAAAACAAAAACAGUAAAUAUGCAGCAAGUAAUGAGGUCAGUCACAAGCCACUAUUAUGCACUUACAGGUGGUGACUUUGUGCAUAUUCUAAAGAAGAGAUUCUGGCUUUAGUCAAUUGUACAUCAAUUUUUGCCAUGAUGUAGCAUAAGCCACUGUGUUACCUCAUAUUUUUCUAUGUAUACAAACUAUUUUUCUAUGAGUGAGGAAAAUCUUUCAAGGGACUUUUAAAGUUUUUAUGUAAAAUAAAAGGUAUGUUUAGUGAUGGCA